Messenger RNA from Styela clava, 826 nucleotides. Its product is annotated as prostaglandin E synthase-like. Gene Ontology annotation, biological process: prostaglandin biosynthetic process. Gene Ontology annotation, molecular function: prostaglandin-E synthase activity. The record is from RefSeq and is a predicted model, not a curated record. NCBI's taxonomy places the organism in Eukaryota, Metazoa, Chordata, Ascidiacea, Stolidobranchia, Styelidae. Gene Ontology annotation, cellular component: membrane.
AUAUGAACCGAAGCGUCUGCUUGGAUUGCAAAAAAUGAAAGUAAUAUUGAAUAAGAAGUCAAGGACGGUAGUUUUCGCAAAUAGUCACGAUAAGUAAGCAUGUUGAGCGUAAAUAAUAUUGAGGAUGAACUUAUUGCAGACUUUGGGUUUUACGCGUGCAUUUUGUUGUUGGAAAUUGUUUUCAUAAGCUUCAAAACAGGACAGGCUCGAUUGAAAAAUAAGUCUUUCGCUACUCCGGAAGAUGCAAUACGUCGAGGAGGAUUGGAAUUUUACAGACAAAAUGAGAAAGUCGAACGUCUAAGAAGAAUACACCGUAACGACUUGGAAAACAUUCCAGCUUUCCUGUUCGUGUCAGCACUUUACAUCUUGACUGGGCCUUCGCAGUUUUGGUACAAAAUUUUGAUGCGCUCUUACGCCGUCUCCCGGAUCUUAUACACCUGUUCAUAUAUGAAUGAAUGGAGAGCCCCUGCCCGUUCUGUGAUCUACUGUGUUGGAAUGUAUUUAAUACUGUUGCCCAUGUUGAUUGGUGUUCUUUAUGCUUCUCUCUGGUAAAUGACAACAUAUUUCUUGCAAGAUAUAACAUGUAACCAUAAAACCAUGUAAUUUUAAUUGGAUACUUUCGACGUACGGCGAGUGAUAGACAUGUUUUGGUAAUUUAUCAUUGGGUCAUAUUAUUAUAUAUAACUACUGUAUAUUAUUCUUAUAUAAAUUACAUGAAUUGUGUUGGGAAAAUUACAUCGCUGUAUGGCAAAGUGUUGACUUUUGAACAAAAAUAUUUCAAUAAUUAUUUGUUAGUGUGACAAUAAAAAGUGUACAAAAAUGUCAA